AUUGCCAUUGCUUCGGCCAGCCGGGGGGGAAGGCGAUACCCGCGUUUCCAAAGGACGUGGUGACGUGAACCAUCGGGAAACGUACGUAAGGAAGAAAGAUACGACCCCUAUCAUGGAUUUGUACGUGUCGGAUUCGAUGCAGGAUAUGCUGGAUAUCGACAUCAAAUCCGAGGUCGCCACGGUUGUAGGUGGGGUCAACGAAUUCAGCUCGCUGAUGAACUUUGAUCUGCCCUCGCUAGAGCUGGACAGUAACUCGAACGAUGCGGAAAGCGGCUGGUGCGGAGGUGGCCCCACCAGAUGGUCUAGCACGGACAUCUACGCCGAUGUGGGUGCCUGCGUUAACCCGAACUCGGUGAUGCCCGUCAUCUCGUCCGUACAGAGCCUGCUCAAGAGUCCGAAGCAGAACGUGAAUCUCAACACGACGGUCAGUGCCGUGAACGAUCCGACACUGCCCAGUCCAAAAGAGCGCAAGAGUCACCUUACCUUUUCGCCCAAUCCGAUCAAGGUUCCGAUGUUGGUACAGGAAGCGAAGAAAGUUGCAGCUUCCGGAAUGACGCAAAUUCAAAGGAUAAACGGAGCCGACAACGUCAAGAAAGACCUCUCGAAUCAAAUGCAGAAAGACGAAGGUAACAAAAUUAUUGUCAGGAAUCACCAACCCCUCAGUGGAGGGUCAAGUCCAAGCUCUGGCUUAGGUGUCGGUUUGGGCAAAGGUAACACCAUAAAGCUAGCAGCCGGAAUCGGAGGCUUAACAUUUGCUAACGGAGUGCAAUUCAAAAACCUUAAAAACGUGCAAAAGAUCUCCGCUAUAAACACCGUCAACGGAAUGAAGCGUGAUGCCAGUCCAGCGAGAGUUAUGAAUGGAACUACUACCAUCCCACACGGUCAGCAUACACAGUUGAUCAGCAUCAAUGGCACGACACAGAAAGUUUUCAGCAGAAGUCUAAUCGUCCCGAACGGAGGCAAACCUGCAAACAUGAUGCAGAUGGCUAACAGAAACGUUGCCGUUGCUGCUGUGACACCAAAGUCCAAACCGAAGCCACCGGUGGAAGGCGCCUUCCCAAAACCUGCAUAUUCGUAUUCCUGUUUAAUUGCGAUGGCGCUAAAAAACUCGCGCGCUGGGUCUCUGCCGGUCUCCGAGAUCUACAGCUUCAUGUGCGAACACUUUCCGUACUUCAAGACUGCACCGAACGGCUGGAAGAACUCGGUGCGGCACAAUCUCUCGUUAAACAAGUGCUUCGAGAAAAUUGAAAAGCCAGUGACAAACGGCGGCCAGCGGAAGGGUUGCCUCUGGGCGAUGAACCCGGCCAAGAUUACCAAAAUGGACGAAGAGGUACAAAAGUGGUCCCGCAAGGACCCGCAGGCCAUCCGAAAGGCAAUGGUUCACCCCGAGCAUUUGCCGAUGUUGGAGCGUGGUGAAAUGAAGCAUGGUUCCACCGGGGACAGUGACGAAGGCGAGAACGACGACGCCGACACUGAGGAUCAGUCCGAUCUGGAGGAAGAAGAUGAGGAGGAAGUUGAGGGUGAGGAGGAGGUGGAGAUCGAUCAGGAAGCGGAAAGCUUCAUCAUCAACACCCCCGAAUCAAUGCCUGAUCCCGAGCAGGAAGAUGUGGACAUCGACUUUGAGCUGGAGGUUCCCGAAUUUUACGACGACAUCAACGUUGAUUCUAAGGAAGGAUUUACCUUGGAAUUUGUGCAGAAAGAUUUGCUAACACUGGAGGACGAAGACGAAUCCGUAUACAUUUCACCACAGCAGCAGCGACAAGCACAACAGCUCAGCUUCCAGCAGCUGGAACCUGCCGCUAAACGAGCGAGGCUCGAUGUCAAUUACUCCAUCUCACCCGCUGUUACUACCGCCGUCGUUUCCAACGGUCGAACAACAAUCAUCCCCGCGAUGCCAGCGACCACGACAACGACGGCUCCCACCACCGUCAACCAGAUUCAUCUCAAUGGACAACAAUUCCAGUUUACAUCCAGUGGGCAGCACUUUCAGCAGAUACACCAGCAGCAGCAUCACAACCGACGGAAGACUCCGCUGGUCACACGAAUAGCCUAA
Molecule: messenger RNA, 2053 nt
Organism: Sabethes cyaneus
Lineage: Eukaryota; Metazoa; Arthropoda; Insecta; Diptera; Culicidae
Gene: jumu
Exons: 3
Coding region: 113-2053 (646 amino acids)
Biological process (GO): regulation of transcription by RNA polymerase II
Molecular function (GO): DNA-binding transcription factor activity, RNA polymerase II-specific; transcription cis-regulatory region binding
Source: RefSeq, a predicted model, not a curated record